This is a messenger RNA of Olea europaea var. sylvestris, 3251 nucleotides long. Its product is annotated as pentatricopeptide repeat-containing protein At3g53170. The record is from RefSeq and is a predicted model, not a curated record. Bases 1 to 1398 code for a protein of 465 amino acids. Gene Ontology annotation, molecular function: protein binding. The transcript is spliced from 6 exons. NCBI's taxonomy places the organism in Eukaryota, Viridiplantae, Streptophyta, Magnoliopsida, Lamiales, Oleaceae.
AUGGCGUCACUGCUUCAAGAGGAGGAACGUUGGUGUAGAUCUGCGGUGAUGCUGUUGUUAGAUCUGGCUGAGAUGGUGCAUAUCUACGUGGUGGUUGUGCGCAUCUCUGAAUUUGUGGUGUGGUGUAUGGGUGGUCGCAAUGGUGGUGGUAAUGGCAUGGGAAUCAUUGGAGAUGGUGUUGCCCAAAAGAUAGUUCGUAUCUAUUGGGCUUCAAAGGAAGCACGCCCUAGCUUGCAACUACGAGCAACGGAUCUUUCAUGUAGUGGUAGUGGUAGUGGUGUGAUGAUGCCAGUGGUUGUGAAGAUUUUUGGUCUCCUGCGUAAGCAACACUGGUACAAGCCUAGAUGCCAGACAUAUGCAAAGUUAUUAGUAAUGCUUGGCAAGUGCAGGCAGCCUAAUCAAGCUAGCUUGCUUUUGGAAGUCAUGCGAUCUGAUGGCCUCCAACCAACAAUUGAUGUUUACACUGCACUUGUUAGUGCAUAUGGCCUUAGUGGCCUCCUUGACGAGGCAUUUCGGACUGUUAAUUAUAUGAAGAUCAUCCCUGAUUGUAAACCAGAUGUGUUUACUUAUUCAAUCCUUAUCAAAUGCUGCAUUAAACUUGGCCGCUUUAAUAUGGUGCAACAAAUUCUAGAUGAGAUGUUGGACUUGGGAAUCGAAUGUAACACCGUUACAUACAAUACCCUGAUUGAUGGAUAUGGUAAAGCUGAAUUUUUUGAAUUGAUGGAAAGCUCACUGACGGACAUGCUUGAAAGUGGUACGUGUCAUCCAGAUGUUUUCACAUUUAAUUCUAUGGUUGGGGCUUAUGGUAGAUCUGGAAGGAUUAAGCAAAUGGAGAAGUGGUUUGAAGAGUUUCAGCUUAUGGGGUUAAAGCCAGACAUAAUGACGUGUAAUAUACUAGUUAAGUCAUAUGGAAAAGCUGGUAUGUACAAGAAAAUGGGCUCUGUUUUGGAUUUUAUGAAGAGGAGAUUCUAUUGCCCAACGGUUGUUACAUAUAAUAUAAUUAUUGAGACAUUUGGAAAGGCUGGGGAUAUUGAGAAAAUGGACGAGAUUUUCCUGAAAAUGAAGCAUCAAGGUCUGAAGCCCAAUUCAAUUACUUACUGCUCUCUUGUCAAUACAUAUAGUAAAGCAGGGCUUUUGAGCAAAGUUGAUUCAAUUGUGAGGCAAGUAGAGAAUUCCAAUGUAGUUCUGGAUACGCCCUUUUUUAACUGUGUCAUCAGUGCCUAUGGACAUGCCGGUGAUGUGGAUAAAAUGGUGGACAUGUUCAUGGCAAUGAAGGACUACAAAUGUAAACCAGACGAUAUCACCUUUGCUACCAUGAUUGAAGCCUGUCUGGCGCAAGGAAUGAUUGAAGCUGCUCAAGAUUUGGAGAGUGAGAUGAUUAAGGCCAAUAAGAAAUGAAGUUUCUUGGAUGCUAGUGUGACCGACCGGAAGUGGGAGAUACCAUCAAUAAGGAAGAUUCUACUUUACCAGCAUUGAAAGACCGAGCUUUUCUUGUUGUGUGACAACUAUUAGACGUUGAUUGGCGAUUUUGGGCCUUUUGAUGUCUCCAGCUUGGAUGGGGCUGGUUGGGUCCAUGAAUGCUUUUGGACCUUACUUUGUUUCCAUGAGGUAAUGCAACAUAGGCUACAUAUAAAUUUAAGAACUAUUUGUGCUUUUGACCAUUUAUUAUUAUGCUGCUGUCUUCGGUUUGUGAGUGAUGAUAAUUUGGCGGAUUGUCCCUGGUUGAUAUGUUAUUGCGUUGAUUGAGCAAUUGUUUGGUUUUGCCUUUCGUUCCUGGUUAUUCAGCUGUUGUUUUGUCAUCAAAAUAAUUCUGCCUCUUGCUCUCAUGUUAGUGCUAGAUCGGAAGAAAAUCCUAUUAAUUUUUCAUCAAGUUUAUUUGCAUCAUAUUUGUCAUCUUACUUUGUGGCCUGGGUUCUUGUUUCAACAGUAUUCUCUUCAUCUUGGGUGGAUUGCUGGUAAGUCCCAUGGAUUUUGGGGUUCUACUGUUAACGUGGUCAAUCCUCGACAAGUUUAGUAGUGAAAAACUGCUCGAUGAUCUUGUUUUGACAAUGUUCUUUUUGUUAGUGGGAUAUGCCCCUCAAGUCUUGGUAAUGGUCGUGUUAAAUUGGUGGAUAGUAAUUUUCCUCCACACCGGAUUUUAUUUCUUUGGUUGGUGUAAACGGCAUGCAUGUAAAUGCAAUAUUGAAGUACCAUUUGAGCCUUGGAAAGAACAACUUGCUCAGAUCAAUUUAAUUUUCAAACUCUAUUUGGCUUCUACAAAACUAUAUUGGGUUAGAGGUGGGAUGUUGAUGAUACGAAAAAAUUAUUAAGAUUAUUUUUCGUGAUAUUUUUCUGAUGAUUGUGUGAUUGAGACAACAUCUUUCCUUUUGAUGAUAAGGAUUAUUUACAUCAAAUAUAAAAGAAUGUUCAUUAUCCCAUUUAUGUAUGUAUGGUGUAGACUAAACUUGUUCUCUACCCCCUCCACCUCUAGAAAGAGAGAUUAUUUUCUGAAGAGAAUAAAAAAUAAUUCUGUGAUAAUUUAGUUAAAACACAAGUAAGUGGAAAUUGGACAAAGAGCCCAGAUAUAUGUACACCUUGAGAUUUACACUCCUGUGUGUCGACAAAUUUGGAUACAUUGAUUUUAAAAAUACUUUAGCAUUAAAGGUAAUAUUUUUGACUCAUAGGAAGUGUCAACCAAAGUGUACACAUUUGGAUGUACAAGUAGUCUUAUUCUUGGAUUUGUCUUAGAAUUGAAUGAUGAAAAGUGCCCGGAUUGGAAAGAUUGAACUGUGAUGAAUUUGAAGUUUUGCAACAGUACUGUCUGUUUUUAGGGCUGUUUGGAUGAACGAACAAGAUAAGAGUAUUCUUCAAUGAAGAUGCUUCGAGGCGAACUUGCCUUGUAAAAUGUCACCAUGCGCGAGUGAGAAAAAAGAUGCUGUUUGGAAGGAACGGCUUGACGAUAUGCCUAAAUAUCUACUUCAAUUUGCAGGGUCUCUAUGUACCGGAGCUCCAUGGUCUUGAAGCAUGCGAUUUUCCUUCAAAUGUGUUGCAACGCGAACUGGUAAGCUUGGAAGAUGAGAUCACUUUUGUAGAGUACUAAAUUUCGUUGUAAAACAUAAUUGAAACCUUAAAAUGCACCUGUGAAUUAUUCAUUUAUCAGAAUCAUUGUUGAUCAUAAACACCUUGAUUUAUUAUCUGAUUGAAGAUCUGAACAGGAUUAGUUAGUGUGUUCACCAUUGGUUUAAUAAAUGAGAAAUUCUGUUAUUAUCAUA